AUGGCGUGUGUAGGGGAUGUUGCCGGGGUGGCCGCCUUCGCGAGCCGUUGGGGUGGGCGACUGCGCGCCGCCCUCGCCGCGGCCGCGGAGAAGAACCCGGCGAUUGGAGGCAUCACGACGGGUAGGGAGCUCUUCGCGGAGGUGGUGGAGCCCACCUUGCCUGCUGGCCUGCUACUUUCCGGACGGCUUGCCAAGCUCGUGAAGCGGAGUCGUAGACUUUUUUCAUCGGCCUACGGUAGUCCCUCCCUCCCAACUGCACCUCUUCAAUCGAACGACUCCGUGGGGGGGGUAGCGUCAUCGGUCGACGCAUUGGCGAUGGACAAAGCGCAAUGGAUAACCACCGAACAGAUGCUGCAGAGGAUGUCAGACAAUCUCAUCCGUACCGCGAUGGGCGGUGUGGAGUUUUUUUCCUUCAUACAGGAGAUGUAUGACUUUUUUUCAGACAUACCCAUACGGGAGGGAAAUGGAAAUAAUGAGUCGGAGCAGUUACUUGGAAGUAAAUUGGGGAAGAUGGAAGUUGAAUCCGAAGGAUUUGAUACCAUCUCGAUUCAGCAACGCUCGCAGCAGCCUUCGUUGUAUUUUAUACCCCAACACAAAGAUACACACCAGAGUGCUCACCUAAGACUCUCUCUUGGGUUGUCUAUCGGGACUCUUCGCGAGGUACUUUGUCUGGUGCAGUGCUGUGGUGAGUAUAUCUCAAGCGAACCGUGGAGGCACCUUAUGCGCAUGUUGCGCAAAGCCGUCACCACGGUCUCCAUGUCUUCUAUCGCGACUGCAGCGACAACUCCAUCCUUAGCUGGGGCGUGUGAUGAUAAGAAUCCGCAACAGGGCACCUUGUUGUCGAGCAAAACGAAAAACCCACUUCCCCCAACAGGGAUCAACGAUCGUAGCUCCAGAGCUGUAUCCGUAUCAUCUGUACAGCCCGAGUCAAUCGCAAACCUACCCGUUCUGUUGUCAUUGCCGCACACAGCCCAUACAGCUACCCUAGGGGACAUUGUGCAGCUUGCGUAUCGCAUCCUUGAGGUGAUCCAACAGAACUACAUCAACAACAUGCACACGGAUGAGCUCCGCGAACUCAUUCUUUGCGCGAGUGCCUUUAUUGCCCACAAUGUCAGGGGCGUCAAGAGCAAACAGCUGCAUAUUAACCUAAGUGCGGUACAAAUGAUAUGGUCUAUAGCAGAUUAUCUUGUCUCGGUUUCGAUGUCCUCGGAUUUUUCCGAUCCCGAUUCUCGACAAGACGGAAGUCGUAAAUUGAUGGAUGCUGCGCUUGACAACCCCGCUUCUGUCAUGGCGCAACACGACUGGGAUGUUCUUUCCUGUGUUCUCCUCUUACACCUGCAUGAUGAGGGGUGCAUGGACACCAGACAGGAGGUUCGCCAGAGCGCACAGAAAACGCUCUUUUCCAUUCUUCAAACCUACGGGGGAUAUUUUUCGGGAGACUGCUGGCAUUACGUGCUGCGGGAUAUGAUGGUACCACUGAUGGAUGUGGUUUUUGCCGCACAGAUGAAGUGUAUGAUCACAGGAGAUCCCUCCCUCUUCCUCCCUUCUGAAACCACCACUACCGUUGCAUUACAAGACGAGUCGCCAAACCGCGAUCGAAGCAUUGUGUGCGUGUCGCCGAAGCUAAAAGGGGAGGCAGGGUAUGCGGCGCUCCUCGACUCCCUCGAGGCCGAACCGCGGCAGAUCGAGGAGAUGCGUGUGAUCAUCACGGACUCUAUUGGACGGGUUCUUCUCAGCCACUAUAGCAACAUCCGCACCACCCUCCAGUCUCGCAACAAGGACGUCAACGCGUCGACGUGUUUCAACAAAUCACUCCUGUAUGAGGUGCUUUUCCAGUUUAUUUACUUUUGUGGGGAGUCUCGUGUGGUGGUGCGCGGCACUAGCGGUGUGGAUUCCGCCCUCUCAGCCAUUCGUGCACUGCACAGCUUAGUGGUGGAGCUGUUUGGUGGCGGCAGAGAUUUUGAUGAUGAUACCAUCCCCCUGGUGGGAACACGGUUGGCUUGGCAGGCACUGCAUGGCAUUUUUCUACGCGACGCGCGCACAAAGCACACCGCGAGGAAGCAGUGCACCGAUGCGGUGGUGUCAGAGCUACUUGGUUCCCUGUGCAAUACUUUCUGCAUGCAUCGAAGAAAGCUACGGCGGUCGCGCAGCGCUUAUCUCUUGAGCUCUUCUUCCGUGCAACGUGACUCGCCUUUGGAGGAAACCCACUGGACUAACCUGAAUUUCUUAUGGAAUCUGGGAAAAAAGACUUUUACAUUCCCUGCUGGUGAAGCAUCUCGGGCGAAAGAGUCAGCUCACAGUAACGCUGACGAUGCCGAGACGUAUUUUAAUGAGUUCCUGAACGUGCUUUCUGUGAGUACUACAUGUGAUGCGGUUUUAGAUUCCUACCACUAUCCAAGUAAGGUUCAGGUGGCACUUGUGGAAGUGUACAGCGGGAUGUGGCCGUACCUUGAGUUCAACGAGUGCUGCGCCGUGCUUGACACACUCGUUUGGCCGCAGUUCCCGCCAGAAACAAAGAUACACGAUUUGCUCAAGAGCUGGCUCCCUCACACGGCGUCAGCCAAAAAGGACAGCAAGGAGGCGGCGGUGACGGCCUCCUGCAGUCUUAAAGAUGUAUUACCCCCUGGUGCGCAUCCAAAUGUUCUCCUGCAGCUGCUGGAGUGGGUGCACGCGAUGGUCCUCUGUUGCCCCUUUCAGAUCGGCUGCCAUGAGAAGACGCUGACAGAGGGGACUCACCCACCUUCUUUCCCGAAACGUACCGCGAAGAAGGAGGAAGAGGACACGUUCUUGGAGAAAGUCUUUACGCGUUUUAUUAAAGUUAUUGGUGGUUUGCUGCAGCUACAGCACGUCUCGGAGGAGCGGCUGGCGCGGCAGGCUUCUGGGGGGUCCUUCCAUUUAUCGGGUGCAUUUUUCACUACCUGUCUGGAGCACUUACGGGUGGUGAUUCGGUCUGGUUUGCUUCCCCCCGGAGCUGAGAGGCGACUUGGCAACACUUCGACACGCCACAAUGGGGUCAUCGUCCUGGUGGAGCUCUACACGCAGCUGCUAUCUCUCGCCAGCACAAGGGCGGUGAGCUACGAUAGCGAGAUCUGCCUCACCUCCGAAAAGGUGCCGGAUUCUUUACGGGCGGCGAUCGACACGCUUGAUAGCCUCACGAAUACGCUGUGUGAGUUUGCGCAGCAACUGGUGGAGAACCUUGACGAUAUCAGCGGUGCCACGAAAAUUGCCGAGGUGCUUGUAAGGGCGAGCAUGACAACGUCGCCGUUGUUGAAGAACAUCGCGAAUCGGUGCCUGGUAACCCUUGACGACUGGUCUGCGGCUAUGAUGGAUUCAGUGCCUCCUACUAAGGGCAAUGGAAGUCGGGGCGGGGCGCAUGGCAGUGAUCCUGAUGGGCGCCUGGCGAAGGAGCCAACCCACGAAUGGGAUUCCUCCAAGGCAGACCUCUCUGACCAGCCAUCUUUGAAAUCCGAUCUUAGCAUAGAUGCUUCUAGAGGGAGGAAACGCUUCUGUGCGGUUGUCAGAGAUGCUAUCCACGCCCGUAGUCAGACCCUUAUGCAUCAGUAUCUGGUUGAGCCUCACAACACCAACACUUCCAGAUUGAUGCGGGAUCUCCUUCUUUCUAUUUGCCAGAGAUUCGAUGCACUGCCGCCGUUGAUAGCUUCGACUAUCGAGCGUGGUGGGAUGAGGGAGGAGAGUGCCUCUGAAGAAACAAAGACAGAGUGGUCCUACACUCGGGAAUUGCUUUCAGAUUUGGUAAAAAUCGUGGCGUACACCGAUGAGCGCGAAUCCCGCACGCACGAUGCUGUGCUUCAAGAAAAGGAGCUACGUCGGGCGCUGUCAGAUGCCUUGCUCAGCGUACAUCGCGUGCUUGGCAUAAUCUAA
Messenger RNA from Phytomonas sp. EM1, 3882 nucleotides. Lineage: Eukaryota; Euglenozoa; Kinetoplastea; Trypanosomatida; Trypanosomatidae. The record is from the annotation of a GenBank genome assembly.